This is a messenger RNA of Lathyrus oleraceus (garden pea), 1395 nucleotides long. RefSeq lists its product as uncharacterized. Lineage: Eukaryota; Viridiplantae; Streptophyta; Magnoliopsida; Fabales; Fabaceae. The record is from RefSeq and is a predicted model, not a curated record. The transcript has 2 exons. The coding region runs from base 1 to 1395 and encodes 464 amino acids.
AUGAAUCCUCCUAAAUUCUAUGGUGGGUUGAAUCCUGUGAAGGCUCAUGAGUGGAUAACCAGCAUGGAAAGGAUUUUUCAGAUAGUGCAUUGUAGUGAAGAGAAUAAGGUUGUAUUUGCUACUCACAUGAUGAAGGGUCCGGCUGUGAGAUGCUCUUUGAGGACUCAGAAAGAAUUUGAGUUUCAGCAGCUUAGACAGGGUCCUAUGACAGUAGUUGCGUAUGCCAAGAAAUUUGAAGACGUGGCUGCUUAUUCUAGACAAGCCAUGUACGCACCAGAUGAGAAAUGGAAGAUUGAUCAAUUCCUUUUUGGCCUAAGAGGUGAAAUUUCUCAUAGUGUUUCUCAAAGGGAAUUCACUACUUAUGCUGAAUUGUUAAGGCAAUGCUAUGUGGCUGAGAACAGUUUGAAGAAAGUUCAAGAAGAAAGGGAUCAGUAUAGGAGUGGACAGAGAUACCAAGGGAGGCCAGGUAUCCAGUUUAGGCCUAGACCUCAGGCUUUCAAAGGAAAACAGGUGCAACAUGCAAGACCUAACCAUCCUCCUCAAUGUCAAGUAUGUAAGAAGUCUCAUUUUGGAAGAUGUGUUGGAAGUGGAAUAAGGUGUUUUACUUGUCAGAGGGAGGGACACAUGUCUAGGGAUUAUCCUCAGAAUAAGAAUCAUAUGCAGGGGAGGAGCACUUGUCGAGUUUAUACCUUGGAUGCAAGGAAGGCUAAGAGAAACAAUGCCUUGAUUGAUGGUAUGUGUCUCGUCAAUGAUCAUCCUUGUUUUGUAUUGUUUGAUUGUGGGGCGACACACUCAUUUGUAUUAAUUCAGUGCAUGAAGCGUCUUGGCUUACAAGCAAUUCCCUUGUCUCCUCCUAUGGUGGUUACUACCGGCAUGGAUGAUGUGGUUGAGACACCGUGGAUUUGUGAAAAUUGUUCGCUCUUGGUGAAUGGUAGAAUUUUCCAGAUUGAUCUUAUUUGUUUACCAUUUAAGAAGGUUGACGUGGUUUUGGGGAUGGAGUGGCUUUCCGCCAAUUCGGUGUUUAGUGGAUGUGAAGAGAAGUUGAUUAUCAUUCCAUCUAGUGAAGCUAUUCCAAAGGAUGUACUAACUAUUAUCUUGGAAGGUACAGUUGGUAUGGUUAAUUUCUUAUUUGAGAAGGAAAAGUUAGUUCUCUUGGUUCUCACCAAGGAAUCUAGCGAUAAUCUGAGUGUUACGCAAAUUCCUAUCGUUUGUGAAUUUCUAGAAGUUUUCCCUGAGGAUGUCACCUCUCUUUCUCCUGAAAGGGAAGUGGAAUUCUCUAUUGAUAUGAUACAUGGGACGGCUCCAAUCUCUGUUUCUCCAUAUUGUAUGGCGUCGCUCGAAUUGAGAGAGUUGAAGGAUAAAUUGGAAGAGUUGUUAACCAAGCAUUUCAUCUGA